GGGCGGCGAGGCCCCGCCCAGCGCUGCGCCCCGGCGGUUGUGCGGAGCGACGGGAAGGUGCAGCUCGAGCGGUGGCGGCGGCGGUGAGUGAGUGAGGCAGAGAAGAACCUUCAAGAUAGCACACCUCCAGCUGUGCACUUCAGUGGGGCUAAGACUGAUCCAGCAUUCCACCACUUCUUUCCAAUGCUCGACAAUUCUUCGUGUUGAACAGAUGCAUCUGCUGAGUAAGUUGGAAAUGUUACCGGGUCUGAUGGUACCAAGCAACCAUUGAACCGUUGUGAGGCCUCCCACCCACAUCACCAAAUACAGCCGUGCAACAUGUCACAGCCACAGACAAUAUGGGCAUCCGGCACAGAAUGUAUAGCCAAAUACAACUUCAGUGGAAGUGCAGAACAAGACCUUCCCUUUAACAAAGGAGAUGUUCUCACCAUUAUUUCAGUCACUAAGGAUCCAAAUUGGUACAAAGCAAAGAGCAAAAUUGGUAAAGAAGGUAUCAUUCCUGCAAACUAUGUCCAGAAAAGAGAAGGAGUCAAAUCUGGUGCAAAGCUUAGCCUUAUGCCCUGGUUUCAUGGAAAAAUUACUCGUGAGCAAGCAGAAAGGCUACUGUAUCCUCCUGAAGAUGGUUUAUAUUUGGUACGGGAAAGUACCAACUAUCCUGGGGACUAUACACUGUGUGUGAGCUGUAGUGGGAAGGUGGAACAUUACAGAAUCAUUUAUUCUUCCAGCAAACUUAGCAUCGAUGAAGAAGCCUACUUUGAUAAUUUGAUGCAAUUAGUAGAGCAUUACACCAUGGAUGCUGAUGGGUUGUGCACGCGUCUCAUCACUCCGAAGCUUAUGGAAGGGACGGUGGCAGCCCAGGAUGAGUUCUCCAGAAGUGGAUGGGCACUAAGCAUGAGGGAGCUCAAAUUGUUACAAACAAUAGGCAAAGGAGAAUUUGGAGAUGUGAUGUUGGGUGAAUAUAGAGGCAACAAAGUAGCAGUCAAAUGCAUCAAACAUGAUGCAACUGCCCAAGCAUUCAUUGCAGAAGCCUCUGUAAUGACGCAACUCCGUCACAAAAACUUAGUUCAACUUUUGGGUGUCAUUGUCGAAGAAGGCGGGUCAUUAUACAUUGUAACAGAAUACAUGGCGAAAGGCAGUUUGGUGGAUUACCUGAGGUCAAGAGGAAGGUCUGUCCUUGGUGGAGACUGUUUACUUAAGUUUUCCAUUGAUGUCUGUGAAGCAAUGGAAUACUUGGAAGCAAAUAAUUUUGUACAUAGAGAUUUAGCUGCUCGUAAUGUCCUGGUCUCUGAGGAUAAUAUAGCUAAAGUUAGUGAUUUUGGUCUGACAAAAGAAGCUUCUUCAAUGCAAGACACUGGGAAGCUCCCUGUAAAAUGGACUGCACCCGAGGCUCUUAAAGAAAAGAAUUUUUCUACAAAAUCAGAUGUAUGGAGCUUUGGCAUUCUUCUAUGGGAAAUUUACUCUUUUGGGCGAGUGCCUUAUCCCAGAAUGCCUCUGAAAGACGUGGUUCCUCGUGUUGAGAAAGGGUACAAGAUGGAUCCACCUGAUGGAUGUCCGCCUGCUGUGUACGAGUUAAUGAAACGGUGCUGGGAGCUUGACCCUGGUCGUCGACCCACAUUCAGGCAGUUGAGGGAGAAGUUACAAGAUACCAGAAAAAUGGAACAGCACCUGUGACACCAGAAUGCCAUGGAACUUCCUUUUUUCUUAAAGACUGCUCGACAUUAAACCAAGAGUGCUGAGACUUUUACAAAGCAAUCUUCUUAAGAAAAGAAAUUGAACUCUGCAUAUCAUGGCCUUGUGUUUCAUUUCCCCCUCAGUUAUGUGUGCUGCAACACAAUAUCCCUCUAUCCCCAUUAAAGAAGCAUGCUUGAACACCUUUGUCGAGUCCUUUGGUCCUUGUGGUAAUUGUUUUGUGCCAAGUGCCUCCAGCCACAAAGACGGUGCUUACUUUGCAAUGUGUUUAUUUCGACCAAAACGAGAUUUCACAAAGAGGAUUGGUGAAGAGACGGUUUUCUUUAACCAGCAUAACACAGUUUUGUGUUUUUUUUUGCUUUCCCAUCUAAAUUUGCUUAGCCAGGUUUUUUUAAUACUUAAAUUGUAAUUUUUUUAUAAAAUAAAAAGGGUGUUUUUUUUUAAAUGUUCUGUAAUGUUCCACAGAUUUGACAAACUCAUUGCAUGUAGUGUGGGAGGCAUUCAUUUCUGUCAGUGCGUUACAUCAUUUUAGCUGCCAAGGAUGAGAUUAAAUAAACCAUUCCAUAUGAUCAGUUCUAAA
Chiloscyllium plagiosum (whitespotted bambooshark) is the source of this 2269-nucleotide messenger RNA. RefSeq names its product tyrosine-protein kinase CSK. The record is from RefSeq and is a predicted model, not a curated record. Gene Ontology annotation, biological process: protein phosphorylation. Gene Ontology annotation, molecular function: ATP binding; protein tyrosine kinase activity; protein binding. Lineage: Eukaryota; Metazoa; Chordata; Chondrichthyes; Orectolobiformes; Hemiscylliidae.